AACUUAGAAAAUCUAGAGAAAAUUUCCCAUAAAUUCUUCGGAAAUCCCAAAAAUCCCAUUUUUCUAGAAAUUUAGGAACCCCCAAAAAAUCUACAGAAAUCCCUAAAAUUCUUCUGAAGUCUCGAAACUCCACGGAGAAUCCCAGAAAGGGCCGAACCUCCAUAGAUUUCCCAAAAAUUGCCAAAAUCCCAAAACAUCCGCUAAAGUCCUAGAAAUCUGAUUCCUCAAUGAAAGCGAUACGGAGGCCAAGCCCUUACCCUUGAGUCGGGGAAUUCAUCGAAAGUUUUCAUCUACAGAGGGGCCUUCUCCUUUUCAGCUAUCAUCAGAGACCGAACAUAGAAAUACACAAGAAGAGCUCAUCGGUGGUCCUCGCGAUGUCUAGUGACAGAGCAAAAGAUUCAGCGGAAGGAUCAUCACGAUCUGUCGUUGAGCAUCAACAACAGCAACAACAUCAGCAGCAGCAGCAAUCACCGGUGGCUCCACUAAGUCGGUAUGAAUCACAAAAGCGUAGAGACUGGAACACCUUUGGUCAGUACUUGAAGAACCAGAGGCCACCGGUUUCACUAUCACAGUGCAACUGUAGCCAUGUACUGGACUUCCUUCGAUACCUUGAUCAGUUUGGGAAGACUAAGGUUCACUUACAAGGUUGCGUCUUUUUCGGGCAACCGGAGCCUCCUGCGCCUUGCACUUGCCCUCUCAGGCAAGCUUGGGGAAGCCUUGAUGCACUCAUUGGCCGCCUCCGGGCUGCUUACGAAGAAAACGGUGGCUCACCGGAGACAAACCCUUUUGGUAGCGGUGCUAUUCGUGUUUAUUUGCGUGAAGUAAGGGAGUGUCAAGCUAAGGCAAGGGGGAUUCCAUACAAGAAGAAGAAGAAGAAGAAGAAUCUAAUCAAACCCAACGAUGAUCCAAAGCCACCGGCGACGACGGCGAUGCAGUCCUCUUGAUGAUGAUGAUGAUGCUUCUUCUUCCUAUGGCUUUCUUCUCCUAACAGAGUUAAAGGUCAAAAAAAAUGAAUUACAACCUUUGGAGCUACUAACUUUUUUGUCUCUCCCUUUGAAUGGAUCGAAACUGCAGACUUCUCCAAGAGCUAAAAUGCCUUACAAACAUCAUAAGAAUUCAUAUAUUUUCUUCUGUUUAGUGUUCCCCUCAUAACCUCUAUCUGCUUCAUAUCUUUGGCUGCAGUUCAGUUCUCCUUUGAAUCAGGUUCUUUAAUUUUUAUAUUAUUUCUUAAUUUGAGCAAUUUCAAUGAGAUUCAAAUUAAUUUUUUUAAUUUUUCAUUGAUGUGAUAAUGAAUUGAGAUGAAAAUGGAAAUUAUGGUUUCUUUGUAGAAUAAAACCUUAUUCCAAAAUUCCAACUAAAUGGGGUUCGCUAAAAGUAUGGUUUCUUUUUCACCUACCUUAAUUGUAAUCAUUGCUAUGGAGUAUCAGCAACUAAACAGCUAUUUAGGUUAUUUUGAAUCAGGAAAUAGGAAUACUUAUUGGGGUUGGGGAUUCAGUUUUUUAGUAGGUUAAAGUUUUUUUUAGUGCAUUGUUAUGAAGUAACCAUUGAUACUGAAAUUUACUUGUUCAGUAAUGGCUACUGCAUCAGGACAAGGGUUAUAGAUUGAGGAAUGUGCAUGCAGGAAGGUGACAGUUUGAUUGAAAUAAGGAGUGACAAUCUAUCCCUAAUUUAUAGUAGGGCAGAAUUCUAUAUAGGCCAUUUCUUUUCAUUCUCUUUUGGUUAAUAUGCAAUGACUAGUUACAUUUGAAUACCAAUAAUGUUGGUUCUUAUUUGUAUGAUAUUGAACCAUAUUAGCGUGGACUCCAUCUUUCAAGUUUCCUUAUCGUAAGUCUCUUCCAUAAUGUAGAAGUGAUUUACUUAGGUUACCUUGUAUAAGCUAUACUCCUGUAUUCUUAUUCCUAGAUUGAGUAUGAUUCCACUUUCCUUCUAAGUUUAUAUUUUCUUGGCCAUCAAACUAUUGUAACUAUAUAUUCAGCCUCUCUUUUUUUUUUUUUUUCGUGGUAAGAUAUAUUCAGCCUCUACAAUUGUGGAGUUGAUCCAUAAUAAAGUGUUUCUUGAGUUAGGACUCCCAGCUGAUAGCAAUGCCGAAGGUGUAGCUGAUCCUAUCAUCUUUAGGACUGUUUUUCAGUGGAUUUGUCGCUUGUUCUUCAGUUGAAUUUUUAUUCUUUUGGAUUUUUUUUAUCAAUUGAUCCAUUUACCGGGGAAAAAAAAAAGUGUUUCUUGAGUUAGCAUAUGAUAUUUGGACAUAGUUGCAGCUUCUGAUGCUCCUAUCGGAUCUCAAACCACAACAACCGGUUAAAUGAAAAGGAAAAAAAAAACUUAAUUGAGUGUUACCAUUGAUUUAACUUCUUUUUUUUUUGCCAAAGGUAAGGAAAAUAAUAUAUUACAAAAUUAGUAUUUACAAGAUUAACCUCCGAACAUACCCAGAAGAAAAACAAGAAAGAAAAUAAAAACUUGAUACUCAACCUUCGGCAUUGCCAUCAGCAGAGCACAUGCAAAGUAACUAUUGUCCUGAGGAUCUACCUUCGGCAUUGUCAUUAACAAAAUCCUAAAACAACACAAAGCAUCAUAGAUCAUAACAUCAUGAAAGAAAGCAUUGUAGCACCCAAAACCUUGCCUUCUAAGAAGAAAACUGUUCUUCCAGUGCAAACCUUGAAACUUACGUUUGGGAGGGGGUUGUUGGAGGAGGGGGAAGGGUAAGGGUUUAAUGUGAAAUGAUUGAAAGAAAA
Molecule: messenger RNA, 2729 nt
Organism: Macadamia integrifolia
Lineage: Eukaryota; Viridiplantae; Streptophyta; Magnoliopsida; Proteales; Proteaceae
Product: protein LIGHT-DEPENDENT SHORT HYPOCOTYLS 10-like
Exons: 3
Coding region: 375-944 (189 amino acids)
Biological process (GO): response to light stimulus; mRNA transcription
Cellular component (GO): nucleus
Source: RefSeq, a predicted model, not a curated record